UGACAGUCAAUAUCACCCUCGGAGAGCUGGCUAGACGAAAUGAACUUUGCUCCCUACCAAGAUGAGUCCCCUGAGAUCGAACGCGCCUUGUCACCUCCUGCUGCGAAUCUCCGUUCCCCGCGCGGCUCACCUCCUGUCCAAUAUCCCAGCCAUUUCACUGGAACAAAUGGUGGUAGAACCACCGGAUUUGGAAAUACACAUUUCAGGAGAGAUGUAGAAGGUGGAAGGUUGAACUUGGAAGCUUUCGACACAAGCCUCCCCAUUCGAGUGGACGUUGAAGCUAUGCUGGCAUACCUACUUCUUCCACCGGCUGGGAGUGUCUUCCUUCUCCUGGUGGAACAUAAGAGCGAUUAUGUACGGUAUGUGAAGGAUAUCAUUCAUUAUAUGCUGCUCGAACCGUUUCAGGAUCGACUGAGAUGGCUAAUGGUGGUCUGUUGCAGCUUUCAUGCCUGGCAAUCAAGCAUGGUCUUUACGACCCUUUUUAUAAUUCACCUUAUACUUUCGUGGUCAAGCUUUCUUUCCUGGCUUCUAUUUGUCUUUGAUAUCGGCCUCAUCGCUUUUCUGAGCCUGCAUGCUUACCGAGAUGUCGAUACUCUUGAUCACUAUGAAGCCCCAUUCUUUGGUCGCCUUGCGAAUUCAUUUGUCGAUGAUGAAUAAGAACCUGCUUUCUGCCCGCGUUUGGAUCAGCGCAACUCUCGCCAUGCUCAGAUACCCUCAUGCCAUUGAUAAGCCUGCCAAUCGAUACUUUGAGAUGCGUUUCCUGUGGAUUCAUCCUUCCCCAGUGUACUUUUGUACUUCUUCCCUAUAGAUUUUGGAGCAUAUGAUCGACUUCAAGGUUCUUCUUCUUCUUCUCCUUUCUCUUUGGGAAUCACGACGGUGACUCUUGUAAUAUGUCUACUUUAUAUCAAUGCUGCUUUUUAUUUUCCUGUAGGAGAAUUGCAAUGUCUCCACAUUCUAAUCCAUUGUUUUGAUGCACGACUGACAUAUACUUCCAUUAUUCUUUCCAUUUGUCCGUGAAGCCCUUCGUACUUUUCUCGGAUAAAGUCCAUCUAAUGAACGAUUCCAUGACCCAGGACCAGGCAGAUGUUGGAUCUGAUGGAUCAUACCAUUGUUGAUCAUGGUGAUGAAUUCACAAGCGGAACCUUCGUUCACUGAAGCAAGGGCUGCAUUCUCUGCUGUUUGUCAUGUGCA
Messenger RNA from Monascus purpureus, 1191 nucleotides. The record is from the annotation of a GenBank genome assembly. NCBI's taxonomy places the organism in Eukaryota, Fungi, Ascomycota, Eurotiomycetes, Eurotiales, Aspergillaceae.